AUGAACCAGACUCCAACACAAAACGACUCGGAAGGGUCAGAGUACAAUUCAGACCACGAGAAUAUAGAGAACAACGGUAAUUACAAUGGACAACGGUCGUCGUCGGUUUUUAUAACGUACCCUUUUGUGAAUGCCGAACCUGUCAACAGACAGUCGGCGAACGUAGAUCGGGAAAAGGCUGAAACUGAUAAUACCACCCCAUCAUUUCCACAACCUUAUCUGCCAUUCUCAACCGAGCAACCCAUUCCUGCUUACUAUUCGGACACAUUUAAUUCAUAUAGAGCUGACGCGAACCCGACCGACAAUUUGCAAGGUUCGGGCACCGGACAUCCUGUGACAGAUUCGCAGUAUGAAAAAUGGUCACCACCUCCAGUGUACGGUGGCAUAGAAAGUGAAAGUGGAAGUGGCGUUGGAACAGGGUCCGUAAGAAAACCUGCAAUCGUUGGAAACGCGACAAAAGUCGGACCAAAUGAUCCGUCAGAUGACACUGUUAUUGAAAUUGGAGAUGAAAAUACUUACAGGCCACGUAAAGUUUUUCAGACGGACAGUCAGAUCCGUAUGGCUAUGGUUGCUUUAUCAGCUUUUGUACGAAAGGUAUACUUUCUUCUUGCCGCACAAUUGGCUGUAACGGUUGCGAUAUCCGUAUGGUUUAUGAAACACGAAGCAGUCCAUAAUUUUUUUAUGGAUAUUUUAUGUAUCCUGGGCAAUUUCUUUGAUCGUGCUCCUAUUUUUGAUUUGGAAGAGAAAGAGCUUCCCAUUGAAUAUUAUUUUGUUGACUUUAUUCACGUUAACACUGUCGUAUGGAGUAGGAACGAUAGUGGAAAAGUUGUUUUGCAAGCAUUCUUAAUUACACUCGGCGUCUUUGCUGCUCUUGUGCUAUUCACUCUUCAGUCAAAGAUCAACUUCUCUUCAUGGGGCCCAUAUUUGUAUGCCGGCCUAUGGGUGGUAAUACUCACUGGCAUUGUUGGAUGGUUAUUUCCCUUUGAUAGGGGAUACCACAUUGCCAUUGCUGGAUUCUCAGCCCUGCUAUUUUGUG
This is a messenger RNA of Paraglomus occultum, 1036 nucleotides long. NCBI's taxonomy places the organism in Eukaryota, Fungi, Glomeromycota, Glomeromycetes, Paraglomerales, Paraglomeraceae. The record is from the annotation of a GenBank genome assembly.